GUAAUUUAAUUUUUUCUCCACUCUUGAAUUGUCAGGUUACUCAGUUCCCUGUUUGCAACAUGGAAAGCUGGACUUGGGUUUUCUCAUUUUGUCCCUUAUCGAAUUAACUUCCUGCUCUGUAGAGGCGCUCAUCGAAUAUCUUCUAGCACUUCCUCAAGGUUUCUUCAAUUGAGAUUUUCGGAGAAAAUGGGAAGAGCAAUGAGAUGGUUCAGGAGCUUGCUGGGGAUGAAGAAAAAGAAGGAACAGAGGGAGAACUCUAACGGUGGUGAACAGAAAGAUAAGAUAAGGUGUAGUUUUGUUAAGUCGGGGAACGAUUCUGGUGGGGCUACUCAGAUCCUAGCAAGUUUACCGGCAAACAUUUCUGCAGUUGAUGCUGCUUGGUUGAGGUCUCAUUACACUGAAACGGAGAGUGAACAGAACAAGCACGCAAUUGCAGUGGCUGCGGCCACGGCUGCCGCAGCUGACGCUGCUGUUGCCGCUGCACAAGCGGCGGUUGCAGUUGUGAGACUAACUAGCCAUGGGAGAGGGACGAUGUUUGGUGGAGGGCGGGAGAAGUGGGCUGCAGUGAAGAUUCAGACUGUCUUCAGGGGUUAUCUGGCUAAAAAGGCCCUUCGAGCUUUAAAAGGGCUGGUGAAGUUACAAGCCCACGUUAGAGGUUACCUUGUGCGUAAGCAAGCAGCUGCAACUCUGCAUAGUAUGCAAGCUCUUAUAAGAGCCCAAGCGACUGUUCGCUCGCAGAGAGCUCGAAACUCCUCUGAAAGGUUUGAGGAAACAAGAAGCGACCACACGGCUUCAAUUCACAGUAGGAGGCUAUCGGCAUCAUUGGAAAGUGCAAUCAACAAUUUGGAUGAGAGCCCAAAAAUUGUGGAGAUCGAUACUUGUAGGCCAAGAUCAAGAUCCCGAAGAACCAAUGCAUCAAUGUGGGAUUCCGGUGAAGACCCACCUUAUGAAACGAUAUCGUCACCUCUGCCGUGCCAAAUUCCUUGUCGUGUCUCCAUACCCGAGAGCCGGAACUACCAAGAUUUCGAUUGGAGCUUGACGGGUGAUGAGUGUAGGUUUUGCACGGCACAGAGCACCCCGCGUUUUGUGAAUUCGGGAGGUUCGAAUGCACCCGUAACGCCGGCAAAGAGCGUGUGCGCAGAGAACUUCUUCAGGGGUUACUCUAACUUCCCCAAUUACAUGGCGAACACACAGUCCUUCAAGGCCAAAGUGAGGUCCUACAGCGCCCCGAAGCAGAGGCCUGAGCCGAGUCCAAGGAAGAAGCUAUCGCUGAAUGAAAUGGUUGAGUCGAGGGCCAGUUUGAGUGGAGUUCGGAUGCAGAAGUCAUGUUCUCAGGUUCAAGAAGCAUUUUUUAAGAACGCGAUAAUGGGUAGGCUGGACAAGUCGGCAGAGUUUGUAAGGAAUUCAGAGAGGGAGUACCUGCAAAGAAGAUGGAGUAGUAGAGGGGAGAUGGCAAUGGCAGAGAAGAUGACUUAAUGGAG
This is a messenger RNA of Telopea speciosissima, 1481 nucleotides long. Its product is annotated as protein IQ-domain 26-like. The transcript has 3 exons. The coding region runs from base 187 to 1476 and encodes 429 amino acids. NCBI's taxonomy places the organism in Eukaryota, Viridiplantae, Streptophyta, Magnoliopsida, Proteales, Proteaceae. The record is from RefSeq and is a predicted model, not a curated record. Gene Ontology annotation, molecular function: protein binding.